Messenger RNA from Colletotrichum karsti, 1557 nucleotides. Its product is annotated as splicing factor 3a. The transcript has a single exon. Gene Ontology annotation, cellular component: nucleus; spliceosomal complex. Lineage: Eukaryota; Fungi; Ascomycota; Sordariomycetes; Glomerellales; Glomerellaceae. The coding region runs from base 1 to 1557 and encodes 518 amino acids. Gene Ontology annotation, molecular function: RNA binding; zinc ion binding. The record is from RefSeq and is a predicted model, not a curated record. Gene Ontology annotation, biological process: mRNA splicing, via spliceosome.
AUGGUCGGCAUCCUCGAAGAGCAGCGUUACCUCCACGAGGAUCUCGAGCGCCUCGAGCAGGGAAUCGCGGACCGCAUCGCCGACGAGCCGAAACACAUCCGCGACCGCCUCAACCGCGACCACGAGAUCAGCCAGCUCCUCGACCAGAUACAGUCGCAGUCCGUCAAGUUGCUCGACAUCUACCAGGACGCCGCCGGCCAGCGCUCCCGCGAGAUCCAGAGCAUCGGCACGGGCGACCCCUUUGAGGAGUUCUACGGCCAGCUCAAGGACGUCCGCGACCACCACGCAAAGUACCCCAACGAGCAGGCCGAGAACUCGGAGCUGCGCUACCGCGUCAAGAGGCCCGGCGAGGGCGAGCUGAUGCCCUACGUCGUCGACCGCAUCUUCACCGGCGAGGAGGGCUUCGGCCGCUUCUUCGACCUGCACACCUGCCACGAGAGCUACCUCAACCUGCCCAACGUCAAGAGGCUGUCGUACCUGCAGUACCUCGAGGUCUUUGACAACUUCGCCCCCGGCUACGGCGGCCUGAAGAGGGGCGAUAAGCUCACCGACCAGUACUUCAAGUACGUCGGCGAGUUGUCCGAGUACCUCGAGUCCUUCAUGCGCCGCACGCGGCCCCUCGAGAACCUCGACAAGGUCUUUCACGGCUUCGACAGCGACUUCGAGACGGCGUGGGAGAAGGACGAGGUACCCGGCUGGCAGAAGGAGGAAUCGUCGUCGUCCGGCGGCGGCGGCGCCAAGGAGACGAGCACGGCCGACGCCGUCUGGUGCGACGACUGCGAGAAGGAGUUCAAGAACGAGAACGUCUACAAGUCGCAUCUCAAUGGACGCAAGCACAUCAAGGCCGCCGAGGCCCGGAAAGGGCGACAAGAAGAAGACGGCGGCGACGCCACGACAAACGGCGGGGCCAGGAUCUCGGCGACGAGGAUGAAGGAGAGGGCCGUCGCGGAGCGCGAGUACCGCGUCAAGCGCCUCGCGGCCGCCAUGUCCACGGAGCGCGGCGACACCCGGGUCAACGUGGAGCGCAAGCAGGGCAUGACGGAGCGCGAGAGGCAGCAGGAGCUGGAGAACCUGAUGAACAUGGCGUACGCGCCGAUGGGUGGGCAGAACGGCGCGGGAGGCGGGCAGAACGGCGGCGACGAGGACGGCGACGAGGACGGGGAGGACGAGGACGAGAAGUUCUCGAACCCGCUCAAGCUGCCGCUGGCGUGGGACGGCAAGCCGAUCCCGUUCUGGCUGUACCGGCUGCACGGGCUGGGGGUGGAGUUCCCGUGCGAGAUCUGCGGCAACUUCGUGUACAUGGGCCGGCGGGCGUUCGACAAGCACUUCAACGAGGCGCGGCACGUCCACGGGCUGCGGUGUCUGGGCAUCACGAACACGAGCCUGUUCCGGGACAUCACGAGCAUCGAGGAGGCGACGAACCUGUGGGACAAGAUCCAGAGGGAGACGAAGAAGACAAAGGUCGACGAGGGCAGCAUCGUGCAGAUGGAGGACGCCGAGGGCAACGUCAUGCCCGAGAAGGUGUACUACGACCUGCAGAAGCAGGGUCUGUUGUAG